AUGCGACGAAAGGCUGUUGAUAUUACUGCAAAACGAACCAUUAUUCUUUUGCGUGCCAGUGUAAUGUCACAACAUGAGAUUUCUCGAAAACUGAACAUCUCUCGGAAUUGCAUUUAUCAAACUAUUAACAACUUCAAUAAACUUCACACAGUCGCUACGAAACCUGGAGCUGGACGUCGUUCAAAGUUAACAGAUCGUAAUUUCGAAAUAUUGAAUCGAAAGAAUCGGAUUUAUAUACGUCGAUUUCGAAAUGACUUAAAACGAUUUGAACGGUCUCAACCGUGGGUGCACAAAGGUGGUGGUGUUGGUACAUGGUCUUAUCUAACAUGUCAUGGUCUAGGGUCGAUUGUAUUCUAUGAUGGGUCGCUAAAUUCCGAUAAAUAUAUUGAUAUACUCGACCAGCAUUUAUCAACAGCAUAUGAAAAAUUCUUGCCACAAUCGCCUCGUAAAAUUUUGCUGCAGCAAGAUAAUGCUCGUCCUCAUGUAUCAAUCAAGACUCGAAAAUAUUUCAAGGAAAAAAAGAUUAAUCCCAUUCCAUGGCCAGCAAAUAGUGCAGACUUAAAUUUAAUAGAGAAAAUUUGA
Molecule: messenger RNA, 582 nt
Organism: Rotaria socialis
Lineage: Eukaryota; Metazoa; Rotifera; Eurotatoria; Philodinida; Philodinidae
Source: the annotation of a GenBank genome assembly